Messenger RNA from Anopheles bellator, 2296 nucleotides. RefSeq names its product regulator of hypoxia-inducible factor 1-like. Gene Ontology annotation, molecular function: acyltransferase activity, transferring groups other than amino-acyl groups. The coding region runs from base 1 to 2019 and encodes 672 amino acids. The record is from RefSeq and is a predicted model, not a curated record. The transcript has 13 exons. NCBI's taxonomy places the organism in Eukaryota, Metazoa, Arthropoda, Insecta, Diptera, Culicidae.
AUGAAAAUCGAUAAUAAUGGACGGAAUCAGCUGGCGCUCCGCUCGCAGGACAAGUGCCUGUGCGGCCAGUACAUCCACUGCCGGAUGAAGUUGUCCGACGUAUUCAACCGGAAGCUGGGUCUCCAGCAGAUCCGCAGCAUCUUCGGAACGUUGUCCUCGAUACACGUCGUCCGGGAGGUGUUUCUAGCGCUGCUCAGUCCACAGCAUCGCCUGUUAAUGAGUGUUUCUUCCGUUGGUUCACGCGUGAAAUUGUUCAGCAUUUAUCAAUAUGAUGACUUCGAUGAGUGCCGUCGGUUGCACAGUGAUUUUGUGUACUGCGUUACAAAAGUGCACUUUGAUCCGGAUCCCGAUUCGUUGCUCUGGAACUAUUUACAGAACUACUCCACUCAUCCCCGUCGUUAUGAUAGAAGGACGAUCGAGAUGGGCACUUGUGUCCAGGAAUGUGCCGCUUCGUCCGCGGCAUACAACGUAACGACUGUUCUAGAAGAUUGCGUAUCGAGCAAAGUGUGGGCACAGUAUGAGUUCAAUUCCAGCGUCGAAACAGUGAAAUGUAUCAGUUCGGCGCAAUCCACCCUCCAAGACGCGACAGGGAUAGGCAUUCUUGAAGUGGCUUUCCUCUGCUGUGCUGUCGGCAUUGUGGUACUAGUUGGUUUGUCCACAAUAAAAGACACAACUACGCCACAAUCCACCAGAUUCAUUCCAGUCCCUUCCCGCCUUGUGAAGUCGUUUUCACUCGCACGAACCCUGCCGAAGCUGGUGAACCGGAACGGCCGGUCGGAAUCGGUGCUCUACCAUUUGGAUGGUAUACGGACAAUCGCCACGAUGAGUAUUCUGUUGGCUCAUUCCUCGAUACCGUUAUUAAAAAUGCCACUGAAGAAUGUGGAGCAGCUCGAAUCACAGCUCGACCAUCCGUUACUUCCGGUUGUAAUGGCCGUUAACACGUACACGGUACAGUUGUUUUUCAUACUGGGAGGAUUUCUGUUGGCAGUCAGCAUACUCGAGCGUGGGGAUACCGAAACAUCGGCAUCAUUCUUCUUCGAACGAGUUAAAAAUCGGUUAAUAAGGAUACUACCAUCCUACAUUUUCGUAAUCUUCUUUCACGCAUCCUGGUACCGUCACCUCUUCGACGGCCCAAUCGGUCACCGGUUCACGGAUUUCUGUACUUCGCACUGGUGGACCAAUUUGCUGUUCGUUAACAACUACGUCCAUACUGAGGAACCGUGCAUCCAAUUCGCAUGGUACUUGGGAGCGGACUUUCAGCUUUACCUAGUCGGAACAGCGCUGAUGAUGUUAAUGUUACGAUUUCCCAAAGGAGCCAGAUCUAUUCAAAUCUGCAUGGUGUUGAGCGCGCUGUUGAUUCCCGCAAUUACGAUCUAUGUCUGCCGGCUGGACGCUACUGUUAUGUUUAUCUUGAAAUACGUUUUGAAAGAAAUCAGAACGUUGCCUUAUUACACCAAGGUGUACCUUCCAUUGGAAACGAACGCUGGAAACUAUUUCUUCGGUGUGCUUGGUGGCAUUUGCUAUCAUAAGUACAAAGACAAACCGUCUGGAUUUACUCGGCUGAAGAUGAACUACGUACUUCCGAUUGUGGGCACACUCUUUCUAGCGGGUAAUUGCUUGACGAUGCUGCUUCCCGAAGACCAUUUGGACUAUCCUUCCGUUUUGCUUGCCGUGUUCGGUACGUUCCUGAAAAGCAUCUGGGGACUGUUUCUAACCAUAGUGCUGCUCUACUUGGCCCUGAAACGGCCACCAUCCAUGUUGGCAGUAGCACUUCGACAUCCGAUGAUGCUCGUGGGAUCGAAACUAAGCUACUGCAUCUACCUUGUCCAGUAUGGGCUAAUUUACACCAUCUACAGAUACGUCACACAACCGCUGAUGUACAAUGGGUUUACUUUGCUCUUGUUCACGUCCACGAUCGUUGGCCUAACGUGGACGAUCGCAUUCUUGCUACAUGUGUGCCUGGAGCUGCCUUGUGAUACGCUUCUGAAACCCGAAAAUCCCGGAAGCAAGCGAAAAUGAUCACUCAAUUUCACAAACUGGUGCUCCUGAAGUUUUCUUUAAGAAGAUUAUACUUUGUAGCUUUACCAUCGUAGUUGGAGUGAAUAAACAUAUGAACUGUGUAGCAAUGCUUAGCGAACUAGGUAAUAGAACGAAAAGAAAUUUAAAUUUCGCUGAAACUUGAAAAAUGUUAGAAAUUUACAAUGGAUGACCGCCUCAAUUUUUGAGCAAAUAGUUUACCAAGCUGUUCAUGCCCCCGCAUCCCAUUAUUGUUUUCGGACGUUACAGAGACUAAACG